Molecule: messenger RNA, 1962 nt
Organism: Megalops cyprinoides (Indo-Pacific tarpon)
Lineage: Eukaryota; Metazoa; Chordata; Actinopteri; Elopiformes; Megalopidae
Gene: cstf2
Product: cleavage stimulation factor, 3' pre-RNA, subunit 2
Exons: 15
Coding region: 1-1614 (537 amino acids)
Biological process (GO): mRNA 3'-end processing
Cellular component (GO): mRNA cleavage and polyadenylation specificity factor complex
Molecular function (GO): mRNA binding
Source: RefSeq, a predicted model, not a curated record
AUGGCGAAUCUAGCGGCAGCAGUUGUUGCUGCAGCGGGAAGGGAUCCGGCUGUUGAUCGUUCUCUGCGCUCUGUCUUUGUGGGAAACAUUCCAUAUGAAGCUACAGAGGAGCAACUAAAGGACAUCUUUUCAGAAGUCGGGCUGGUUGUCAGUUUCAGGUUGGUGUAUGACAGAGAAACGGGGAAACCUAAGGGCUAUGGCUUCUGCGAGUACCAGGACCAAGAGACGGCCCUUAGUGCCAUGCGGAACUUGAACGGGCGAGAGUUCAGCGGAAGAGCCCUGCGGGUGGACAAUGCUGCCAGCGAGAAGAACAAGGAAGAGUUGAAGAGUUUGGGCACAGGUGCUCCUGUCAUUGAGUCCCCAUAUGGAGACAGCUGUCAGCCUGAAGAGGCUCCAGAGUCCAUCAGCCGUGCAGUGGCCAGCCUGCCUCCGGAACAGAUGUUUGAACUCAUGAAGCAGAUGAAACUGUGUGUACAGAACAGCCCCCAGGAGGCCAGGAACAUGCUGCUGCAGAACCCUCAGCUGGCCUACGCUCUGUUGCAAGCCCAGGUCGUCAUGAGGAUCGUCGACCCCGAAAUCGCCCUGAAAAUGCUCCACCGACAGACGACAGUCCAGCCACUCAUCCCCAGCAGUCAGGCCGGGGUUGUCCCAGUCCCCAGCCAGCCUCUAUCCCAGCCCAACAUCCCAGCCUCCCAGCCACAGACCAUGCCUGGCAUGCAUGUGAACGGAGCCCCCCAGAUGAUGCAGCCCCCUCAGAUGGUGGGCGGGGUGGCAGGACCGAUGCCAGGACAAGGGCCGAUGGGACCUGCAGUUGGAAUGCAGCCCCAGAUGGGCAUUCCCCAGGGAGGGCCUGUUCCCAUGGACAGAGGCCAAGGAAACCCUCAGCAUUCUCCUGUAGGAUCCUCAGGGCAGGCUGCUAUCGAACGGCCACAAGUACCCAUGGCAGACCCGCGGGCGCCCAUGCGCGGAGGUGUCCCUCCAGGGCCCUCUGUGGUGCCCCCCAGAGGCCUGCUGGGAGAUGGCCCCAACGACCCACGCGGCGGCACUCUGCUCUCAGUCACGGGGGAGGUGGUGGAGCCAAGCCGAGGCUUCAUGGGGGCUCCGCCGCACCAGGGCCCGCCCAUGCACAUGAGCCAUGUUGGGAGCGGGCCACCUCCUGACAUGCGGGGACCCCAUGACAUGAGGGGAGGCCCCAUGGUUGAGCCCAGAGGCAUGAUGGGAGAGCCCAGAGGACCCAUGAUGGAACAGAGAGGACCUCCCAUGGAAGCUAGAGCUCCCAUCCCCGGCGCUCGUGACCCCAGAGCGGUGGAGACCCGCAGUCUUGACGCCAGGGGUCCUGUGUCAACCCAGAGAGUUCCCAUGGCAACCGGAAUGCAGGGCCCAGGCCAGCACACUAUGCAGGCCCCUGGCCUCUCAGGUGUUCCCCAGACAGGAGGAGGAGGAGGCUUCAGCCCUGGACAAAGUCAGGUCACCUCUCAGGACCAUGAGAAAGCUGCCCUGAUCAUGCAGGUGCUGCAGCUGACCCCAGAACAGAUCGCCAUGCUGCCGCCGGAACAGAGGCAGAGCAUUCUCAUCCUGAAAGAGCAGAUCCAGAAAACGGCAGGGGCACCCUGAGAGCCGAAGGAGGACUGUUUGCUGUGGCCCUCCUGCGGUUGGCAUUUGCUUAGUGUUGUGUUGGCAGGGAAACGUGCGUACAUAUGAGGCAUAGUUUCUCACUUUUAAGAUGUGUUUUUAUAGCUGUCAUUUGUUUUUAAUUGUAUUUGGUUUCAUUUUGGAGGGGCUGGAUCAGGUGCUACGAGUGUCAGAAAGAUAGUGGGAAGAUGCCCCUCUUUGAAGAGCAACAGUGUAGGAGAGAACACCUUGUGAAGACCUGUUGACCCUGCAGUGUGGUUAUGGGGCAGGCUUAACCCCAGCGCUUGCUGCCUUACCUGUCGAAUUAGGUAUUGCACAGUCUUUCUGUAC